Molecule: messenger RNA, 1084 nt
Organism: Trifolium pratense (red clover)
Lineage: Eukaryota; Viridiplantae; Streptophyta; Magnoliopsida; Fabales; Fabaceae
Product: kinetochore protein SPC24 homolog
Exons: 5
Coding region: 242-850 (202 amino acids)
Biological process (GO): regulation of chromosome segregation
Source: RefSeq, a predicted model, not a curated record
GUUUACUUUAUAACUCAUGUUCUUCUUCAACGUGAAAUCACCAUAACAUAGCAAAAGCAUGUUCUUCAACCAUUUCAUUUUCAUCAACAACAACUAACUUCGUCUUCUUCAGCAACCCCACCACCACCACCACCAUCAUAUAGAAGUAAUAUAACAACAAAAGCAAUUUUUAAACGCGAAACCAGUUACCAAAAUCAAAAACCCAACUUCAAACACAAACACACACGCUCAAACACAGAAAAUGACAGAUUCUUCUAGAAACUUCGACAUGAAUCAGCUUAUUUCAAUAAGCAACGACCUCGUUAACGUUUUGCAAGACCCUAACGAUCGUGACCUCAACAUCCUCUCCCAAUGUCUCCAACACACACUCUCACUUUCUUCAACCUGCCAAUCCGACCUCAACCAGGUUUCCUCUUUGUUCCAAGAUUAUCAGAACAAAAUAGAUUCUCACAACCAGAAAAUAAAGGAUGCAAGAUCGGAAACUGCUGCCGAUGCAGAACUAGAGCUUUUACAGAGAGAACUUGAUGAAGAACUCGAAAAAGAACGCUUGUUGAAAGAGGAGUUUAGAGCCAUCGGCAACGAGUUUAAUGAUCUAGAACAACAACAGAUUUCUGUCCGAGAGCAGAAAAAGAAAUUACUGAAAAUUGUGCAAGAAAAGCAGAGGACACGGAUGCUACUUUCGAUGUACGCUUCUGUGACAAAUAUUGUUCCAAACUUGGAUGAUCAAUCAAAAAUUUCAGGCUAUAUUGUUGAAAAGGAAAAACAUGCAGUUGAGAAAUUUGAAUUCGACACAUUGCAGAUGACAACCCUUGACGUAUGCAAUGACAUGUGGAAAACAAUAAGUAAUUGAUGCAUGUCAAACAUGUAAUUUCUCAAAUUCAGUGCCAUGUUAGGAAUGAAAAUCUUACAAUGUUGAUUGAAGAGUUCAAUGUCUCAAUUUAUUAUGAAUGAAUGAAAAUCUUGCAAUGUUAUUGAGAUGUUGAUUAGUAAGUUUCAUAGGUGUGUAUUUCAUGUCAAGAAUUGGAUACUGAUUUGAAUAUUCGCAUACGAUGUGCAGUAUACUUGGAAACUUAUCGCUGAUUUA